This is a messenger RNA of Malaya genurostris, 1990 nucleotides long. RefSeq names its product post-GPI attachment to proteins factor 3 (gene PGAP3). Gene Ontology annotation, cellular component: endoplasmic reticulum membrane. Gene Ontology annotation, biological process: GPI anchor biosynthetic process. Bases 290 to 1285 code for a protein of 331 amino acids. The record is from RefSeq and is a predicted model, not a curated record. The transcript is spliced from 4 exons. Gene Ontology annotation, molecular function: hydrolase activity, acting on ester bonds. Lineage: Eukaryota; Metazoa; Arthropoda; Insecta; Diptera; Culicidae.
UCGAACAUUCAGUGGGUUGGAUCGGGCGCCUGUUUGUUUUGAUUUUCUUUCGGAAGAUGUUCGAUUAGUGCAGUGACUUUUGGACGCUUUUAUUUCUCAGUCAAAGUACAUUCAUUGAAAUCUCCUAGUCUUAAGUUGUCAGAAAGCCAUGAAAAAAGCCUAAUUGUUGCUUUUUAACUAAUAGAGAGCGAAGAUAUUUAUAGGGAUAUCGAUUUUUGCUUUAUGCAUUGAACCAGCAGUGAUUUGGUAAUACCAAAUAGUUGGAAAACUUUAUUAAGUAAAUUCCAAAAUGAUAAACGUUCGAUUAUUGGCUUUAGUAACAGUUUUACUGGUCUUCGUUCGACAAAUAUUUGCUUCUGCUGGUGAUCAAAGUCAGUUUUUCCAAAAUUGUCUAAAAAACUGCGCGCUACUAAAUUGUACAAAGUCUGGUUUGACCUUUAAGCGUGGUUAUCAAGGAAAGCAAAGUUUGAUAAACAAGUGGCUCUUGUGGACCUGCUAUGACGAAUGUGGAUACGAAUGUAUGUGGAAAACGACCAGUGCGUUUUUGAAUCGAAAUUGGACCACACCACAGUUCUAUGGGAAGUGGCCAUUCAUUCGGGCUCUCGGUCUGCAAGAACCUGCAUCAGUGUUUUUCUCAAUGACCAACUUUGGAACGCAUUAUUCGAUGCUGAAGAAAUUCCGCAAGGAGGUUCGUCCCGAUAGUCCUAUGUACCGUUUAUGGCACAUAUUUUCGUAUAUCUGCCUAAACGCGUGGGUUUGGUCAACUGUGUUCCACGCGCGUGAUUUCCCUAUAACGGAACUGUUCGAUUACACAUUUGCCUACUCCAUGGUCUUGGCUUCGUUUUAUUGCAUGGCGAUGCGAAUGAUUCACAGGAAAUCAAAAUAUUUAAGAGCGGUAUUCACCGUUCUGUGCGUUGUAUUUUUUGUUAAUCACUUCUCUUAUUUGAGCGUUGGGCGAUUCGAUUAUGCGUACAACAUGAAAGCAAAUAUCGUGACAGGAAUGACCGGUGCCACCGGUUGGAUCCUCUGGUGCAUUCUGCAGCGACGAAGGCGUCGAUACGUCUGGAAGUGUUUCUUGUUCAUUGUGCUAGCAACAUCGUCAUUGUUGUUGGAAGUGAAUGAUUUCCCACCGAUCUUCUGGACGUUCGACGCUCAUUCCAUUUGGCACCUGGUCACAGUGCCAUUGACUGUUCUGUUUUAUAGUUUCAUCAUAGACGACUGCAGAAGCCUGAGACAGGAGUUGCAUGAUACUGAUUUCGAGGAUGAUAUGCGAAAGUUGUUGUGAAAGAGAAUUCUCAGAUGAAAAGAACAAAUUUGCUUUAAACUUUAAGUGUUCCAUUGCGUUCCUAGUACUCAAAAGACUUACAGUAGUUUACCCCGUAUAGGAUCACGCCUUUGUUUCACUGCCAACAGUUGCGAAUUGGUUUGGGAAACGACAAUAAGUACGAAUUGGAAAGUAUCCAAACGAUAACCAACGGAAAGUGGAUGGCGUGCCUUCCGAUACUAAACAAUAUAAUGUAGGUGUUUCAUGUAAAUGAUCGAUAGCAGGAAUAUCUAUCUUGACCAUUAGUGUAGUACAUUCGUUGCCAGACAAUUGAUUCUUGAAUUGAUCCUUUAGCGAGUAUUGCAUUUAAAAGAGAAAAUUUUUGACUAUUCUAUAUACCUACUGUUUAAAUCUAUCACCGAUGUUACAUUUAGAUAGACAAAAAUUACAAGCAUUCUAAUAUUUGUUUGAUGUCUGCGUAUUACAAAGUGAGUCUAGUCCUCACCCGUCCAGGGUAAUAAAAGUGUAACGUAAUUGAACAAACUUGUUUAAAAAGCUAGAGAAAGCCUUGAUGUUGAGAAGUGUUGUUUUUAGCGAGCGGUGUAUUUGGAUAGUCUUAGUAUUUUUGGUAUUUUAACUUGAAGCUAGUUAGUUUAACUGGUAGAGGGAGCUGAGUUAUUUAUUUUUUUAUGUAUAAACAUUAUUAUUUCUCAUGUAUAAACGAAA